AUGUCUACUGGAGCCUGCGCGCCCACGCGGCUCGGGACGACGCUCACGUUUGCAGCGCGGGUGCUCCCAUCGCCGGAGCCGGAGGCCGGUCGUGGCGCCACCGAGCCCAAGGGGCGCGACGUGCACCCGCAGCUGUGGCAGGCGCCACGGUCUACUACUUCCCACAGGGCCACCGCAGUGGACCUGCGCGCCGCGGGCGUGCGCGUCCCGCUAUUCGUGGCGUGCCGCAUCGCAGCAGUCAGGCUGAUGGCGGACCCCGACACCGACGACAUGUACACCAAGACACGCCUCGUCCCACUCCGCCCCUGGGAGCCGGUGGCGGACGUGGGCGACGUCCUGGCCGAGGAGAGCAGGGGAGGGGAUGGGGACGGCCAGCAGCAGCAGCCCAGGCCGCUGUCUUUCGCCAAGACACUGACGCAGUCCGAUGUCAACACCGGUGGCGGCUUUUCCGUGGCGCGGCUCUGCACGCUGUCCAUCUUCCCGGAGCUGGACUACAGCUUCGACCCGCCCCUGCAGAUCAUCUCCGCCACGGACGUCCAUGGCGUCGAGUGGAUGUUCCGCCACAUCUACCGGGGCAGCCCGGGCCGGCACCUGCUCACCACCGGCUGGAGCAACUUCGUCCACAGCAAGGAGCUCCUGCCUGGCGACUCCGUCGUCUUUGAUCGUGCUGUUGUUUUCAUUGGAUUAAUUGCCACGUAG
Messenger RNA from Miscanthus lutarioriparius, 699 nucleotides. The record is from the annotation of a GenBank genome assembly. NCBI's taxonomy places the organism in Eukaryota, Viridiplantae, Streptophyta, Magnoliopsida, Poales, Poaceae.